Molecule: messenger RNA, 966 nt
Organism: Athene cunicularia (burrowing owl)
Lineage: Eukaryota; Metazoa; Chordata; Aves; Strigiformes; Strigidae
Gene: MTX1
Product: metaxin 1
Exons: 5
Biological process (GO): mitochondrion organization
Cellular component (GO): SAM complex
Source: RefSeq, a predicted model, not a curated record
UGUCACGGUCACCCAAGAGCCACGGGCAGGAUUCGCCAGAUCGCGCCCGUUGCGUUUGCUCUGCAGAAAUAUAACGCCGACUACGACCUCUCGGCUACGCAAGGGGCGGACACGCUGGCCUUCGUGUCCCUGCUGGAGGAGAAACUGCUGCCCGUGCUGAUCCACACUUUCUGGGUGGACACAAAGAACUACGUGGAGCACACGCGGAAGUGGUACGCGGAAACCGUUCCCUUCCCCCUGAACUUCUUCCUGCCCAACUGCAUGCACAAGCGGCACCUGGAGCGGCUGCAGCUUAUGUGGGGAGACGGCUACAUGGAGGAUGAGGAGAAGCUGGAGAAGGAGCUCUACCGGGAUGCUCGGGAAUGUCUGACACUCCUGUCCCAGCGCCUCGGCUCCCAGAAGUUUUUCUUCGGAGACUCGCCGGCCUCCCUCGACGCCUUCGUCUUCAGCCGCCUGGCGCCGCUCCUGAAGGCAAAGCUGCCCAACGGGAAACUGCAGCAGCACCUCAAGUCCCUGCAGAACCUCUGCAACUACUGCUCCUCCAUCCUCAGCCUCUACUUCCCCUGGGACGGAGGGGAGCCCCCAGCCAGCGCCCCGCGGGCUGCGGGUGCCGACGGCGGCGAGGCGGAGGAGGACCCCCACAAACGGCGCAACCAGGUGCUGUCGGUGCUGGUGGGACUGGUGGCCAUGCUGGGCUACGCCUUCCUGAGCGGCAUCGUCUCCAUCCAGCGCGGUGGCGCGGGGCCGGCUGCUCGCCAGCCCAUUGCUCUGGAGGAGGAGGAAGAGGAGGAGGAAGAGUGAGGAAGCGCUGUGUGACUGUUCUUUCUCCAGCCCCUGGAACUGACUUUUUACACCGAGAGCCUGGCAGCAUCGCUCCCUGAGGGUGCUCCGCUCCGCGCCCCACCGGGAAUCGCAGCCCUCUCUGCGGGGAGCGUGCCUGCCAUGCCAAUAAACCUCCCUCUCUCC